CGUACGCCGGUCCGGCGAGACGCUCCCUCCCUCCUCCUCCUCCUCCUCCUCCCUACAAUAAAUACUGAUAAAUAGCCUCUCAAAAAAAAAAAGGGAGAGAGAAAGAUAGCCUGCCGCAUCACUCACCGCCACCGACAUCGCCUCGUAACCCCAAGCCCACGCCGGAGAGCCACCCACGCGACGCGGCUCCACCGGAGGAGGUACCAUGUCGUCCUCUUCGUCUUCGUCGCCGUCCCGCCUGGAUCUGGACGGCAAUCCCGUCGCGCCUCUCACCAUCUGCAUGAUCGGCGCUGGCGGCUUCAUCGGCUCCCACCUCUGCGAGAAGCUCAUGGCCGAGACGCACCACGUCGUCCUCGCCGUCGACGUCUACUGCGACAAGAUCCGCCACCUCGUCGACCCCGCGCCGCCGCACCUCGCCGGACGCAUCUCAUUCCACCGCCUCAACAUCAAGAAUGACUCCAGGCUCGAGGGGCUCAUCAAGAUGGCGGAUCUGACGAUAAACUUGGCGGCGAUCUGCACGCCGGCGGACUACAACACGCGGCCUCUCGACACCAUCUACAGCAACUUCAUCGACGCCCUCCCAGUGGUGAAGUACUGCUCGGAGAACAACAAGCGCCUGAUCCACUUCUCCACGUGCGAGGUCUACGGCAAGACCAUCGGCAGCUUCCUCCCCAAAGACCACCCUCUCCGCAAGGAACCUGAAUUUUACGUUCUGAAAGAAGAUGAGUCACCCUGCAUUUUUGGUCCAAUUGUGAAACAGCGAUGGUCCUAUGCAUGCGCAAAGCAACUUAUUGAGAGGCUUAUUUUUGCUGAAGGUGCAGAAAAUGGCCUUGAGUUCACAAUUGUUAGACCUUUCAAUUGGAUUGGACCAAGAAUGGACUUUAUUCCUGGUGUCGAUGGUCCUAGUGAGGGUGUACCUCGGGUUUUGGCUUGCUUCAGUAACAAUCUGCUCCGCCGAGAGCCCUUGAAGCUUGUUGAUGGAGGCCAGUCUCAGAGAACAUUUGUUUACAUUAAGGAUGCCAUCGAAGCUGUUCAUUUGAUGAUUGAAAACCCUGCUCGAGCCAAUGGUCACAUCUUCAAUGUUGGGAAUCCAAACAAUGAAGUUACUGUUAGGGAAUUGGCCCAAAUGAUGACAGAGGUCUAUGCAAAUGUCUCAGGAGAGCCACCAUUGGCUGAACCCAUGAUUGACGUGAGCUCGAAUCAGUUCUAUGGUGAAGGAUACGAUGAUAGUGAUAAGAGAAUCCCUGACAUGACUAUAAUCAACAGACAGCUAGGUUGGAACCCAAAGACCCCUCUUAAGGAUUUGCUGGAGACAACGUUGACAUAUCAGCACAAGACAUACAAAGAAGCUAUCAAAAGGCAAAUGUCACAGGCUUCAGCGUUGAGUUAGAUAACAUGUUCCAUAUUCAAAGGUGGUGACGACGCUGGUUCAGAGUGCAGUCACAGCUGUUAUAAUCUUUUGGAAGUCGAGUAAUACAUAUACGCUACUAAUCAUUUUGAGGCUCUAGUUACUCCCUAGAUCUCGAUCUUGUUAGAUUCCAUUCUGUGAAACCCUGCAAGGGAUUAUCCAUAUCUGUGGCAGAGUUGAUGUAUUCCAUUGUACUUUGGUUGCUCCUCCUGUGUCAUUCUUCGGAAUUGUCUCAUUGGUGAGAGCUGUUGUUCAGUGUAGAUGAUUGCGCAAUGAAAUUACAUAUUGGAAGUUAUAUUGAUUGUGAGCUCAAUCUGGGUGAGUUUGGUUUGUAAAUUUAA
Molecule: messenger RNA, 1749 nt
Organism: Phragmites australis (common reed)
Lineage: Eukaryota; Viridiplantae; Streptophyta; Magnoliopsida; Poales; Poaceae
Product: UDP-D-apiose/UDP-D-xylose synthase
Exons: 9
Coding region: 206-1390 (394 amino acids)
Molecular function (GO): carboxy-lyase activity
Source: RefSeq, a predicted model, not a curated record